AUGGCCUCCGUCAUGAAAGCCAUCGACAUCCAAAACGGCUCCGGCCCCGCGACCUCCCUCUUCCUCAACCCCUCCACCCCCCUCCCCACCCCCGCCCCCGGCCAAGCCCUCAUCAAAAUCCACGCCUUCGGCCUCAACCGCAUGGACCUAAUCCAGCGCGAAGGCCACUACCCGCUUCCGCCGCAAGCCCCCUCCACCCUCGGCGUCGAAUUCAGCGGCACCAUCGCCUCGCUGGGACCUCUCCUCCCAUCUUCACCCUCACCCACCCCCACGGCAGAAGGAGCAGGGAAAGAGGAGUUCCAACCCGGCGACGCGGUCUUUGGGCUCGCCUACGGCGGCGCGUACGCCGAUGUGGAGGGUGAGGGUGGCGGGGACAGGAAAAAGAAGAAGAGUGUGCUGUGGCAUGCGGGCGCGUCCGGGGUUUCGAUCGCGGGCAUUCAGUUAUCGCGGUUGGCGGGCGCGAGCGAGGUGUUUGCGACGGUGGGGACGGAUGCGAAGUGUCGGUUUGUGGAGAGGGAGUUGGGGGCGGAUUUGGCGGUGAAUUAUAAGGAGAGGGAUUGGGUGAAGGAGAUAUUGGAGAGGACUGGGGGGAGGGGGGUGGAUUUGGUGGUAGAUUUUGUGGGGGGGGAAUACUUCCAGAAGAACCUGGAUGUGGUGGCCAGGGAUGGGCGGAUUUGCAUGCUGGGCUUGAUGGGCGAUAAGCUGGAGGAGUAUUUGCCCAAGUUCGAGAGCGGUGAGCUCAAGGUGCUGAUCGAUACCGUCUUGCCAUGGGAGGACAUUGUCAAGGCGCACCAGCUGCUGGAGGAGAACAAGACCAUGGGCAAGAUCAUCUGCACCAUUUCGUAA
This is a messenger RNA of Chaetomium globosum CBS 148.51, 846 nucleotides long. RefSeq lists its product as uncharacterized. Gene Ontology annotation, molecular function: oxidoreductase activity. The record is from RefSeq and is a predicted model, not a curated record. The transcript is spliced from 4 exons. Bases 1 to 846 code for a protein of 281 amino acids. NCBI's taxonomy places the organism in Eukaryota, Fungi, Ascomycota, Sordariomycetes, Sordariales, Chaetomiaceae.